AUUGAAUAGGGAGGGAUGUGCAAAAUGGUGUCAACCCGUGUUCUGUAGCCUUUCAAAGGCUUCCUCGUACCAUGGAAAGUCUUGAAAAUAGUUUUGGUUAUCUUAACUUGAGGGAGGCGUCACAACCACUCGCAGAUCCAUCAUGCUUUUUUUCAAAUGACCAAGUUUUUAAAGCCUAUGGAAGCCUUCCAACCAACAACCACAGGCGGAAUGCCCCUCGGUUAUCACGCUACGGAAAUGCGGAAAGCAUGACACCACAGUCUAAUGGCUAUCCGAUGUUUAAUCAAUGGAAUCCCAUUCACAGACUUGAUAAUAUUGGCCUGUUUGGUCCUCCACCGAUUAUCUUCGAUAAUGGAACUGCAAAUCAUGGUGGUGUUGUACAUCGUCCAAUGAAUAAACAGUAUAAUGAAAAGCAAAUGUGGCCCAAACCUUUGAAGAAAAGUGAAUAUGAAUUGUUUGAACAACCGAAAAGUGCUUUAAACUUUCAAUUAUAUGACAGUAUACCAGUUACACAAUCUGGACCGAACUGGACACCAGUGGAACCGAUAAAAUCAUUCAGUGAUGUUGAACUGCAUCAAAUAAUUAAAGAUAAUGUGGCCAGGGCACAAUACAUCCAUCCUACACCAGUACAAAAGUAUGCAUUGCCAAUUAUUGCUUUAAAGCGUGAUCUGAUGGCAUGCGCUCAAACAGGUUCAGGGAAGACAGCAGCUUUUCUUCUCCCCAUACUUAAUAUGCUGUUUGAAGACAAAGGUUGUGAAGCGCCUGAAGGAUCUACACUAAACUGUGCUGCAUGUCCUGUGGCAUUAAUCCUCGCUCCAACAAGGGAGUUAUCUUGUCAGAUUUAUGAUGAAGCUCGAAAGUUCGCCUAUCGUUCCAGCAUUAAACCUUGCGUAGUUUAUGGUGGAGCAUCGAUUCUUAACCAAAUUCGAGAUCUAUCUCACGGUUGCAAUUUACUUGUAGCAACGCCUGGACGCCUUGUUGAUUUGAUGAGCAGGGGUAAAGUGAGUCUGGAGCAAAUUAGAUAUCUCGUUUUGGAUGAAGCCGAUCGGAUGCUUGAUAUGGGUUUCGAACCACAGAUUCGUCGUAUAGUUGAACAGCAUGGAAUGCCACCAGCUGGAAAAAGACAAACUUUGAUGUUCUCUGCUACAUUUCCAAAAGAAAUUCAAACACUAGCACGUGAUUUUCUCCACUCGUAUGUAUUCUUGGCUGUUGGACGUGUAGGAAGCACUAAUGAGAAUAUUGUUCAAGAAAUCCUCAAUGUGGAAGAUAAAGACAAGCCUGAUAUGUUGGUUAGAUUACUGCAAGGAAAAGAUCCAGAUGGCUUGGCUUUGGUGUUUGUUGAAACUAAACGUGGAGCUGAUAUCUUGGCAAAGUUUUUAGGCCAUUUAAAUUUUCCAGUUGCUUCAAUCCAUGGUAAGCGUCCUCAGACGGAACGUGAACAUGCACUGCAAUCGUUUAGAACUGGUCGUACGCCUAUUCUCAUUGCCACAGCAGUUGCUGCUCGUGGUUUGGAUAUACCAAAUGUUAAGCAUGUAAUCAAUUUCGACUUGCCAUCAGAUAUUGAAGAGUAUGUUCAUCGUAUUGGUCGUACAGGCAGGAUGGGUCAACCAGGUUCUGCGACAUCAUUCUUCUCUGAGAAGAAUCAAAAUGUAGUACGUGAUCUGGUUGAAUUACUCCGUGAAUCGAAACAAAUUGUACCGCAAUGGUUAGAGGCACGUGUCACCUAUCCUCCAGGAUCUGCAGCUCGUCGUAAUAAUAAGAAUGGAAAUAUAAAUAGUAAUAGUAUGAAUAUGAAUAAAAAAAAUCGUCCUAAUUAUGGCUCAUUCGAUUAUCGUCAAUACGGUAACCGGAGUAUUAGCUAUGUUGGUGGUACUCUACCGAUGAAUAAUAACAACACUGGCAAUAACAAUGUAGCUAAUGGUGGACUUGGACUAUUGGGAAAUUGUUCAUUAUCAUUCCCCUUGGGUAACACACCUCCUAGACAUCCUCAAAAUAACACGUAUAAUCCAUUACUUCAACCUGGACAAAAUCAACAAUCGAAUAAAAUGUUUUGCAAAAAUAAUUCAGCUUAUAUUAAUCGAGUAAAUAUGCUAGGCGGCGGUACACAUGACCAUCAAAACAAUUCAUUACAACCAGGGCCUGUUUCCCUGUUCCAUCAUCAUCAUCAGGCUAGACUUCAACAUCCACAAACAGCUACUCUAAUGCCUACUGCGAAUCCAAAUGCUGCAAUGCAUCAAUUUUUAGCCGCUGCAGCUGUCGCCGCCGCUGGUAUGCAUCCAAUGCAAUCGAAUACUGGAAAUAUGAAUGAUGCUAUGAAUAAUAGUGGUUUUCAAAAUUCACAUGUUCAUGCUGCUGCCAACGGUGGACAUUUUGCUACGCCUACCUAUCAUCAUCAAGCUUUUCAUCCAGCCAAUGUAUUUCCAGCCUCUAAUCAAGUCUCUUCGCAUACUGUCUCUUCGAAUGGUCGUGAAGCCACCGGGACUGUUGUCUUCCCGUCACCUGCUGGACUUUAUCAUCAUGCUGGUAAUUUGAAUGGAGGAAGUACACUGAGUUCAACAAGUUCAGCGACUGGUCAUCAAGCCUUACAGCAGACUCAUCCAGGCACAACACUUAUUCAAACUGGUUAUCCUGUUCAGUAUUAUCCACAAAAUCAACAAUUCUGUCCAGUGUCUAAUGGGAUUCAGCGUCAUUCACCCCAGCAACAACAACAACAACAACAGCAUCAACACCAACAAGCUGCAGUUGCCGCGGCAAUGGCUGUCGCAGCCGCAGCUAUGAACAAUGGGAUCCAAUCGAAUGCUGACAAUUGUAACGCCGCCGCCUAUGUCUCAUCACAACACUCACAAAUGGAAUGUAAUUUGCCUAUUGAUUCUGUGACGGCGCCCAGUCCAUCUGGAAAUAUAUCUAAAAAUGGGUCUGUUAUGCAACAACAACAACAGCAACCGGUGUUCAGAAAUGACAGUGACUGGUGGGCAUCACCCAAUCCAGCCUAAUUCAUUCAUAAGUAAUAUAUUAUAAUAAAAUAUUAUUAGGUAACAUUCGAUUUGUGUGUGGGUGCACACUUUUGUGUAGUAGUAGUGAUUUUAGCCAACAUUAUUUAUGCAUCACUCACUCACACAAACACAUGCAUACAUACGUACAUGCCUAUAUAUAUGUGUGUUUUGUGGAGUACUCUUAUUCUAUGCACAACACUGGGGUUUCUUUUUUCUGGACAUUUUUGAGCAUACUUUGUUUGUCUCUGAGUCUCUCUUUAACGAGAGAUUUGCAUGCAGGCAGGCAGCCAGGUAAGGUAGGGUAGGCUUGCUUUAAAAUCAUUACAAUUUGUGCACACUUCCUUUUUUAAUUUUAACGUUCUCAUUUAUAUAUGUAGUUGCGCUUAGCUUUUAUGUUUGUUUAUCUAAUACACACUAAUAUAUCUGUUAGUCCUGUUUACUUACUGUCAUCAGUAGUAAAAUCAAUUAAUUAUAUAAUCUUUGUUUCUUCAGUAGUUCUACUGAUUCCCCGCUUUCCCAUCACUCACUCUCUCUCUCUCUCCCUAUGUUACGUUUUUUUUACUCUUGGUAGUUGUUAUCAUGUAAGCCUGUUUUUGUUCGUUUUGCGUUGCUAUCUCUCUUCUCUGCUUUAUCUGUCAUGCUGUUUUCACUUGUCUGUGUGUUUUUCUCACGUUUAUGUUUAUGCUUAUUUGAAGAAUAUUCAUUCUUGGCUUGAUUAUUUCAAGACUUCAAGUUUUUAUACUACUAGUAGUUAUUUGGCUAAUUUCAAAAUAUUUGCUCUUGUGAAGGAAAGAGGGAUGUGUAUCAACGUUGUCGUGUGAGGUGUGUAUGUAUGUAUGUAUGUGUGGGCGUGCGUGCGUGCGUGCGUACUGUUCUGUGUAGAUCUAUUCAUCACAUGGAGAGAGUACAUGUUAUCUUCUUUUUUGUCUUUUUUUCUGUCCUUUUUUUUCUAAACCCCCUGUCUUCUUGUGUUUUGUUUUUUUUCGACUUCAAUUUUUACUUGUGAAGAGAAGUUCACUCUGGCGCGCUUAAUCUCAGUCAAAUUUCAGUCAGUCAAUGGGCCAAGCAUUCGAGUCUCUCUCACUUUGUGUCGCUCUCCAUUUUACUUCAACCUCUGUUAGUAUAGUAUUAACAGAUUUCACACUCUACAUG
Molecule: messenger RNA, 4145 nt
Organism: Trichobilharzia szidati
Lineage: Eukaryota; Metazoa; Platyhelminthes; Trematoda; Strigeidida; Schistosomatidae
Source: the annotation of a GenBank genome assembly